This is a messenger RNA of Pteronotus mesoamericanus, 1433 nucleotides long. RefSeq names its product proline rich and Gla domain 2 (gene PRRG2). Gene Ontology annotation, molecular function: calcium ion binding. Bases 163 to 771 code for a protein of 202 amino acids. The transcript is spliced from 7 exons. The record is from RefSeq and is a predicted model, not a curated record. Lineage: Eukaryota; Metazoa; Chordata; Mammalia; Chiroptera; Mormoopidae. Gene Ontology annotation, cellular component: plasma membrane; extracellular region.
GCGAUCGGGGAGGAUUACAAGGAGCGGGAGCGGGGGGCACCCCUCCUUUCUCUUCCCUCCCCUCUCUCCUGCCCCUCUUCGCAGCUGGCCGCAGCUGGCCUAGGAGCCCCCGAUUAAGGAGGAGGGGACAGUGCUCACAAGUCUGGGCAGGUGUCACGAAAUAUGAGGGGCAGGGGCCACCCCUCUCUGCUGCUGCUAUACCUGGGGUUGACCACUUGCCUGGAUACCUCGUCCAGUGGGGAGCAAGACCAAAAAGUCUUCGUGGACUCCCCAGAGGCACAGAGCUUCCUGGGUAGCCAUAGACGAGUUCCUCGAGCCAAUCACUGGGAUCUGGAGCUGUUCGUGCCCGGGAACCUGGAACGGGAGUGCUACGAGGAGAAGUGUUCCUGGGAAGAGGCACGGGAGUACUUUGAGGACAAUACUCGGACGGAGCGCUUUUGGGAGUCGUACAUCUACAAUGGCAAAGCAGGGCGUGGACGCGUGGACGUAGCAGGCCUGGUUGUGGGGCUGACGUCCGGUAUCCUGCUCAUUGUGCUGGCCGGCCUGGGAGCCUUUUGGUAUCUACAUUGGCAACGGGGCCGAGGCCAGCCGCCCAGCCCUCAAGAGGCCGAGCUCAUCAACCCUCUCAGUCCCCUGAGCUCUCCGGGCCCGCCAACGCCUAUGCCGCCACCCCAACCCCCAGGUCUCCCCACCUACGAACAGGCUUUAGCGGCCUCUGGGGUGCACGACGCACCUCCACCCCCCUAUUCCAGCCUCCUGAGGCCUCGCUGAAGAGCUGCUUCGGAGCCGGGGUUCCCCGAACUGUGCCCCAGAUUCACACCGGAUUCCGGAAGCCCUCAAGCCUCUUAAACUGCGGAGCUGAGCUUGGAGGGGGGUAGGGUGGGAGUAGGGGUCGUCCAGCCCGAGGCCUACCCUGGCACACGUGUUUCCGCCGCUUACGGAUACACGCACGUCCCCGACGAAAAUGUACCCGCGUUCCGGCACCUCGCGGGUCCCCAAGCUCUCUUGACCUUGGGGGUACCGGACAGCCCCGCCCCCUUGGGGGUAGGCUUGCGGUGGAAACUGACCCAGGCGCGCAGGCCAGGUGUGCAGUCUAGCGUGUGAGGUUUAACGCGGUCAUCUCUGGCGAGUGCCACGGGCCACACACGCGCAGAGCCCCGCCCGGGCACACGCACAUCUUCGUGCGCUCUCCAUGCGCCUACAGGGGCGCUUUGCAACCCAGGGAAAGGGUGGGGGGCCAUAUGUGCAACCGUGCUCGUUGGGGACAGGCUCGCAUUGCACCCGGGGGAUUGAAACUCAGCUCUUCCCCUACAUAAAAACCCUUUGGAAAAGAAACCAUAAAAAGUGAAACAAUGCAAAAAAUAAACAACCGUGAUCCUAGGCGCGUCUGCGCGUAGUGGAGCUGGAUUUCUCUACAAACAUUGCGCCCUACA